Messenger RNA from Oikopleura dioica, 2010 nucleotides. The record is from the annotation of a GenBank genome assembly. NCBI's taxonomy places the organism in Eukaryota, Metazoa, Chordata, Appendicularia, Copelata, Oikopleuridae.
AUGACAGAGAAAGAAGAGAUUCUAGAGCUUGGAUUAUAUAAGAAUGACGAAUAUCUUCAACCCUUCAAAUCUGACAUCGAUCGUCGCUACCGAAAAUUCCUCUCGACCAAGUCUGAAAUCGAAGCUGCCGAGACGCUAGAAUCGUACACCCGUUCUUACGAAAAAUUUGGGCUCCAUGUGACUCCGGAUAAAGAAAUCGUUGGCUUGGAAUGGAUUCCAGGAGCCGAGGCAGUCUGGCUCAGAGGCGAUUUUAACGAUUGGAAACGCACGGAAUACGCGUUUUCAGCCGAAGAUUUCGGAAAAUGGAGUAUUCGAAUUCCACCAAACGAAGAUGCUCACUAUCUUGGUCAAAUCUACUGGUCAACUGAUCGACCGCAUUUCCCCUGGGCAAAAUACGUUUUUCAAGAACCCAAAGAAGUCGUCUACGAUUGGCAUUUCUACAACCCUGGAGAAAGAGAAAAGUAUGAAGCGAAGUUUGACAGGCCGGAGAAGCCCAAAGCGCCGAAAAUCUACGAAGCUCAUGUUGGUAUUGCUUCUGAUAAGAAAGGAAUCAGCUCUUACGCAGACUUCACAAACAACGUCCUCCCGCGAAUUGCUAAAAACGGUUACAACGUAAUCCAACUGAUGGCCAUCCAAGAGCAUGCCUAUUACGCAAGUUUUGGUUACCAAGUGACUUCGUUUUUCGCACCCAGUUCGCGCUUUGGCACUCCUGAUGAACUCAAAGAACUGAUCGACUGCGCUCAUGGUUUGGGAAUUCAAGUUCUUCUCGACAUUGUCCAUUCUCAUGCGAGCUCCAACGUCGCGGACGGGUUAAACGAAUUUGACGGAACUGACAGCUGCUUUUUCCAUGGAGGAGCAAGAGGACAUCAUGCUCAGUGGGGCUCUAGAAUCUUCAAUUACAAUGACUGGGAAGUCAGGCGAUUUUUGCUCUCGAACUGUCGAUACUGGGUCGAAGAGUUUGGAUUCGAUGGAUUCAGAUUUGAUGGAGUCACGUCAAUGCUUUACCAUCAUCAUGGAAUCGGAACUGGCUUCACUGGAAAUUACUCGGAAUACUUUGGAUUGCAAGUUGAUGAAGAAUCGAUCCUUUAUCUUCAAUUGGCUAAUGAUUUUCUACAUAAAACUUAUCCAUUUCUUACGACCAUUUCCGAAGAUGUUUCUGGCAUGCCAGGAAUGUGCCGACCAGUUGAAGAAGGAGGAAUCGGCUUUGAUUUCCGCCUGGGAAUGGCCGUACCGGACAUGUGGAUCAAGCUACUCAAAGAACAAAAAGACGAAGAUUGGAACAUUGGACACAUUUGCCACACGCUGGAGAAUCGAAGAUAUGGCGAGAAAGUCAUUGCGUACGCAGAAUCACACGACCAAGCGCUCGUUGGAGACAAGACGCUAGCCUUCUGGAUGAUGGACGCGCAGAUGUACACGAACAUGAGCGUUCUUAGCGAAAGAACAGACGUUAUCGACCGUGGCAUGGCCCUGCAUAAGAUGAUAAGACUGCUGGUCCACGCGCUUGGCGGAGAAGGAUAUUUGAAUUUUAUCGGAAACGAAUUUGGCCAUCCAGAGUGGCUAGAUUUUCCGAGAAAGGGAAAUGGCGAAUCUUAUCAGCACUGUCGACGACAGUUUUCGCUUGCUGAAGAUUCUCUGCUUCGUUAUCAAUUUUUGGAGAAUUUUGACUCGGCAAUAAAUGACCUGGAAAAGAAAACAUGUUGGCUUUCUGCUCCGCCUGGUUAUUCGACGAGGAAAUCGGAGGGUGACAAAGUGAUCAUCUUCGAUCGUGCGAAUUGCAUCUUUGUAUUCAACUUCCACGCUUCCAAGUCGUAUUCCGACUAUCAAUUCGGCGUCCGGGAGCCAGGGAAAUACCAACUCGUUCUUGAUUCAGACGAGGAGCGUUUCCACGGCCACGCUCGACUAGCAAAAGAUCAAGAAUUCUUCACAUCUCCCGAUGAAUCUGAUAAUUGUGCCCAAUCGCUCAACAUUUACCUUCCUUCCCGCGCUUGCAUCGUCCUCCAGAAAGAAUAA